UGAACCUCGACUUUGUAUGAUAGUGACCUUCUUCAGGCUCCUUGCGUUGUUCUGCUCAGAUUGCUAGAGCCAGGACUAUCUUGCAUCUGCAUACAACACUCCAAAUGACAUCCCAGGCCGAAGACAAGCGUAAAUUGGCUAUUCCAGUGACCUGCGUGACUGGCUUUCUAGGCGCCGGCAAGACCACCACAAUCCUUGGCAUACUGAAGCAGCUUCCGAAGGACUUUAAGGUAGUCUUGCUUAAAAACGAAUAUGGAGACGUCGAAGUCGACUCGCUGCUCGCGAAUCAGUCGCAGAUCACGGGAGUAUCGGAGAUUCUGAACGGCUGCAUGUGCUGUACAAUGGUUGGAUUGGUGGAGAAUGCCCUAAUGGAGAUCAAAGAUCGGUUCCGCCCCGAUAGGAUCAUCAUCGAAUCAAGUGGCUCUGCAUUUCCGGCCACACUAGCGCUCCAGAUCCGUCAACUUGAACCGCAAGGAUUCACACUCGAUGGAGUCAUUACAGUGAUAGAUUGUGUGAAUUUCAGAGGAUACGAGGAUACAUCACCGACAGCAAAGCUGCAGGCAAAAUACACCGACUUGCUCCUCCUCUCAAAACACCAACUGGUGUCCGAGCGAGAUUUGGAUAUUCUGAUGGAUCAUCUAGGAGCUCUCAACGAUACGACGCCGCGAAUUAAAGUCUCUCCUGAACGACCUGCGCCUCUCUCAGUGGUCUUCGGCCUCGAUACGAGUGUCUUCGAUAAAGAGAAAGCCGAAGCUGCCGAUUGGAAAGCCCUAGGAGCAGGUCAUGGACAGUGGCACGGAGAUGAGGUGGAAGUCAGAUCAAUAUGGAGAGGAGGGAGCAAGCCUGAUAGCACUAAACGCAAGAGGAGCGACGGGCUUGGAAGUGGUCACGUUCAUGUCAAUGGGGAAACGUGCAGUUGCGAACAUGACGAAGAUCACGAGGAGGGGAAAGAAGGGGACUUCGUGCCUAUCCUCCAGGCGACGCUGGAGGAUGCUCUCGAAAAGUUGAGUUUUGAGAUCUAUCGAGUGAAGGGCAUCGUUCGCCUCGCCGGAUCUCCACAUCCUAAAGCAUGGCGCACAUGUAUCCUGAAUUACGCUUUUGGUAGAUAUGAGCUCACGUACUUCCCAUCACUGGAUGAGGACGCAGGUCUUGAUGGAGUCUCACUGAGGUUGACGGUCAUGGGCGAGCGAGGCGAAGUGGCAUCUAGAGCGAAAAAAUUGGCCAUAGCUCUCGACGCGCAGUACGCUUGAGGUAUCUCCCCGACUCGUCGAUGUAUAUUGUCACCUUGUCAUAGACA
Kockovaella imperatae is the source of this 1297-nucleotide messenger RNA. Its product is annotated as CobW/HypB/UreG, nucleotide-binding domain-domain-containing protein. The transcript has 9 exons. Gene Ontology annotation, cellular component: cytoplasm. Bases 105 to 1250 code for a protein of 381 amino acids. NCBI's taxonomy places the organism in Eukaryota, Fungi, Basidiomycota, Tremellomycetes, Tremellales, Cuniculitremaceae. The record is from RefSeq and is a predicted model, not a curated record.